AUGCCAAUGUCUACCACGGUUAAAGUUCCCUUCUCAGAGCCCUCCGAAUACAGCGAGACGCCCGUAUUUGAAGAUCCCACCUCGGAAGAUGAGAUCGCGAAGUACGACACGGUGCUCAAGCAUUUCCAAGACCCGGAGCUGAAAUUGGCCAUUCGUGAGAAGAAGUGCCCACCGGAAGAGUUCGAAGUUCUGAUACCGGAAGAGAAGUCCUGGAUCACCAAAGAAUGCAUACUGCGCUAUAUACGGGCCACCAACUGGAACGUUGUUGAGUGUAUCAAGAGACUGGAAAACUCUCUCGUCUGGAGAAGAGAGUUUGGAAUUGCCGGUGGAAAGUUCCAGAAGCUGUUUCCUGAAGAUAUUGCAGCCGAAAAUGAGACUGGCAAGCAAUUGGUGUUUGGAUACGACAAAGGCUCCAGGCCGUGUUUGAUUCUGGCAAAUGGUAAGCAGAACACCAAGGCAUCUUACAAGCAGAUCCAGAACUUGAUUUUCUAUCUGGAAAGGGCAAUUGACUUUAUGCCACAGGGACAAGACAAACUGGCACUUUGCGUGGACUUUAAGUCGUAUCCUGAGGUUGCCAUGAAGGGUUUCAACAUGCCAUCUGUGACUGUUGGAAAGGAGGUUCUGCAUGUACUACAGUAUCACUACCCAGAGAGAUUGGGAAGAGCCUUGUUUAUCAAUAUUCCGUGGUAUGCGUGGCCAUUUCUCAAGAUCUGCUACCCCUUCGUGGACCCAUACACCAAACAGAAGGUUGCCUUCGACAAGCCAUUCUCCGACUAUAUUCCCCUGCAACAACUGGCCAAGAACUAUGGUGGUGAAGUGGAUUUUGAGUACGAUUAUGAGGCUUAUUGGCCUGCCUUUAUUGAGACUGCUGCUGGUAAGAGGAAAAGUUAUAUGAAGAGAUUCGAAGAGUUGGGAGCCACGGUUGGUCUCAGCGAAUACGAUUUGAGAGCAUAG
This is a messenger RNA of Kuraishia capsulata CBS 1993, 954 nucleotides long. RefSeq lists its product as uncharacterized. The coding region runs from base 1 to 954 and encodes 317 amino acids. The transcript has a single exon. Gene Ontology annotation, molecular function: phosphatidylinositol transfer activity. Lineage: Eukaryota; Fungi; Ascomycota; Pichiomycetes; Pichiales; Pichiaceae. The record is from RefSeq and is a predicted model, not a curated record.